Messenger RNA from Endocarpon pusillum Z07020, 1155 nucleotides. Its product is annotated as Negative regulator of the PHO system. Gene Ontology annotation, biological process: protein phosphorylation. Gene Ontology annotation, cellular component: nucleus; cytoplasm. Gene Ontology annotation, molecular function: ATP binding; cyclin-dependent protein serine/threonine kinase activity. The record is from RefSeq and is a predicted model, not a curated record. The transcript is spliced from 3 exons. Lineage: Eukaryota; Fungi; Ascomycota; Eurotiomycetes; Verrucariales; Verrucariaceae. Bases 1 to 1155 code for a protein of 384 amino acids.
AUGGAAGUCGCGCAUCGGACUACAAAUUCACAGCGGCCCGCCUCUUGUCUCCAGACCAAACUUCAAGCUGCCGAAAAACUCAUCUCUCCAGGCUCCGUUCUUUUUGCUCACCGCAGCAAGCCUGCUGCUCUCGGACCUACCCACGUACGAACUGUUUCCCAAGAUAUGGACAAGAGACAUCCUAGCUCGUUCCAGCAACUGGAAAAGCUCGGAGAAGGAACUUAUGCUACGGUCUUCAAAGGCCGAAAUCGCCAGAAUGGCGAACUGGUCGCACUCAAAGAAAUCCAUCUAGACUCGGAAGAAGGAACACCAUCGACCGCCAUACGAGAAAUCUCCUUGAUGAAAGAAUUGAGGCAUGAAAACAUAGUCGCCCUACACGAUGUCAUACAUACGGAGAACAAGCUGAUGCUAGUCUUCGAAUACAUGGACAAGGAUUUAAAGAAGUAUAUGGAUGCGAGAGGACAACACGGACAACUCGAUCCGGUCACCAUCAAGUCGUUUAUGCAGCAACUGCUGAGGGGUAUUGCCUUCUGUCACGACAAUCGAGUGCUGCAUCGCGACCUGAAGCCCCAGAAUUUGCUCAUCAACUCGAAAGGACAAUUGAAGCUGGGUGAUUUUGGAUUGGCAAGGGCUUUUGGCAUACCUGUUAACACGUUCUCGAAUGAGGUGGUCACACUGUGGUACCGCGCGCCCGAUGUGCUGUUGGGAAGUAGGACCUACAAUACCAGCAUUGAUAUCUGGUCUGCCGGGUGCAUCAUGGCAGAGAUGUACACCGGCCGACCACUCUUCGCUGGAACCACCAACGACGACCAGCUACAGAAGAUCUUUCGAUUGAUGGGUACACCUUCGGAGCGAUCAUGGCCUGGCAUCUCCGCCUAUCCUGAGUACAAAGCGAACUUUCAUGUCUACGCUACGCAGGACAUGCGUCUCUUCCUGCCACAGGUAGAUCCGGUGGGGCUGGAGCUGCUGCGAUCAAUGUUGCAACUGAGGCCCGAGCUGAGGAUCAGUGCAACGGAUGCGCUACGACAUCCCUGGUUCCAGGAUCUGCCACAGCUCCAAGCACGGGCUCAGCAGGUGGCUCAACAGCAGCAGAUGCAGCAGCAGAUAAGUGGGGGAUACGGUGCUCCUGGGGUGCCACCGCAGACUGGGUAUUGA